Dentiscutata erythropus is the source of this 653-nucleotide messenger RNA. Lineage: Eukaryota; Fungi; Glomeromycota; Glomeromycetes; Diversisporales; Gigasporaceae. The record is from the annotation of a GenBank genome assembly.
UAUGUGGGUCAUCUCUUAAGAAGUUCGCUGUACCAUUAGUUGAGGAUAUAAUAGCACUUAAACUUUGUGAUAUUGUGAAUUGGCUUUGCACUGAAGUGGAUGCUGAGGCAUCAUAUAUGAAAGCUUGGAGAAGUCAAGCUAUUAACAAAAAAUGUGAUGCAGAAGAAAUAAAAAAGAGUUACCAAUGUAUAAAUUCACUACUUAACAAUCUGAUAAUUGAGAAUCCAGAAAGUGUUAUUGCAUUUGAGGGUAUUUUAGAUACCGUACAAACAAAACUUCCUAAUACUUUUCACGCAUAUUGCAUAUGGCAUAUUGAAAAAAACAUUAAUACAAAAUUCAAAACAAAGCUUGGAGAUAAAAUCUGGGCUGUAGCUAAAGCAUUACACAUAAAAGAAUUUAACAAAAUAAUAAAAGAAAUUUCUGAUUUACAUGAGGAGGCAUCUAUUUAUCUUAGUGAAAUACCUUCCACAACAUGGGCCUUUAGCAAAUAUCCUCGAAGUAAAUUCGGCUAUCUUACUUCUAAUACAUCCAAGUUUUUAAAUUCUUGGUUAUGUGAUGAACAUCUUGUAAAACUAUUCGAAACAAUAAUUUUAUUUGUGCACAAGGUCAAUACACUUUAUUACAAUUGUCGCACAAUAUAUUCUUCAAUCUAA